AUGGGUCACAUUAUGGAUAAAGGAAUUAAAGAGAAACGCAUCCAGGAUUUUCCCAUAGUUCGGGAUUUUUCCGAGGUGUUUCCUGAUGAGCUACCAGGAUUACCCCCGUUACGGCAAGUCGAAUUUCACAUUGACUUAAUUCCUGGAGCAGCACCUGUAGCCAAAUCACCUUAUCGUUUGGUACGGAAGCUCCACGAUGAACACACAUGUUCAAGGUCCCAAGUGCACCCAAACCACCUUAAUGCGAAUAAAAAGGUUUUGGGUCAUAUAUUAGCAGGGAGUUUAACGGAUUGUAGGAGAGUGUACCGUGGUAAAGAAAUCAUGAAAGAUGUGAACCAACGGUUCAAUAUUAUCAUCUCCUACCACCAAGCAUGGCGAGCAAAGAUGUAUGCCUUGCUACUGUUGAGGGGGACCCCUGAAUCGUCGUUUAACCCACUCCCGGUUUAUUGUCACAAUCUGAAGCUAGCAAAUCCGAGGACUGUGACAGAGAUUGCUGUUGAUGGACUUGGACGAUCCGACAUGUUGUUUGUCGCACUCGGUUGUUUGAUUCGAUCGUUUCUAGGACACAUGAGAUCGCUUCUUAUAAUGGACGGUGCCCAUCUGAAGGGACCAUACGUUGGCACCAUGUUCUUAGCGGUCGGCAUGGAUGGAAACAAUGGGAUCGUACCUAUUGCAAUGGGAGUGGGGAAGACAGAAAGUGGGCUGCCAGCCAUACGAACUAUAUUUCCUAACGCACACCACGGACUUUAUUGUCGGCAUCUGAGCCAGAACCUCCGCCUAACCUCCACUAAAGAGAAAAGGAAACGGUGGAUGUUCUGGGAGGCAUGCAAAGCUUACAGGUUGUCAGACUUUGAAGCUACUAUGGAUCUGAUGUGGCACAGUCUACCUACAGCCGCUCAAUAUCUUGAGGAAGUUGGCUACGCUAGAUGGGCACGAUCGCACUUCUCUGGAUUGCGUUACAGUGCAAUGACAUCCAAUAGUGUUUGA
Messenger RNA from Cynara cardunculus var. scolymus (artichoke), 987 nucleotides. RefSeq lists its product as uncharacterized. The transcript has 4 exons. The record is from RefSeq and is a predicted model, not a curated record. Lineage: Eukaryota; Viridiplantae; Streptophyta; Magnoliopsida; Asterales; Asteraceae. The coding region runs from base 1 to 987 and encodes 328 amino acids.